Messenger RNA from Xylaria bambusicola, 1646 nucleotides. RefSeq lists its product as uncharacterized. The record is from RefSeq and is a predicted model, not a curated record. Gene Ontology annotation, cellular component: cytoplasm. The coding region runs from base 226 to 1350 and encodes 374 amino acids. Gene Ontology annotation, molecular function: 3-deoxy-7-phosphoheptulonate synthase activity. Lineage: Eukaryota; Fungi; Ascomycota; Sordariomycetes; Xylariales; Xylariaceae. The transcript has 4 exons. Gene Ontology annotation, biological process: aromatic amino acid biosynthetic process.
UCGCAUGGAGGGGUCCUCUUCUCCACAGGCCCUCCCGCUAUAACUGUCGAAUGCCUCACAACGCUCCCUCAUUUCUAAGCAGCCUCGUUUUCCAGCUUUGCUUGUCUGGUUAAUCACUUACCCGGCACUGAGAUCCCCUGCCUUCCUCCCCUGUCGCAUACCGCUACGUCCAAUUAGCAAUCAGCCUUGCGUUGUCAAAGUUCGACUAUACCGGUGUUGUUGAUCAUGUCGAGCUUCUACAUUGAAAACAAAAAUGUGGGAAACAGGACUGCAAGUGAAGAUUGGCGCGUUCGUGGAUACAAUCCUUUAACGCCACCGGACCUCCUUCAACAUGAGAUCCCCCAGACCCCCAAUUCAAAGCGCACAGUACUGGAGAGCCGCGAAGAGGCCGUUGCUGUAGUCAAUGGCACCGACGAGAAGCAGAGACUCCUAGUCAUUGUGGGACCCUGUUCGAUCCACGAUCCUAAAGCCGCUCUAGAAUACUGUGAUAUGCUUCUAAAAGAGAAGGAGAAACACAAGGAUGAGCUGCUUAUAAUUAUGCGUGCCUAUCUGGAGAAGCCCAGAACAACUGUAGGCUGGAAGGGCCUGAUCAACGAUCCAGAUAUCGACAACAGCUUCCAGAUCAACAAGGGUCUCCGUAUGUCGAGGCAGCUCUUCGUCGAUCUGACCGACAAGGGGAUGCCCAUUGCUAGCGAAAUACUCGACACCAUAUCACCACAGUUCGUGGCUGAUGUCUUAUCCGCAGGCGCUAUCGGUGCCAGGACGACGGAGAGUCAAUUACAUCGUGAGAUAGCUAGCGGCUUGUCGUUCCCAGUGGGUUUCAAAAAUGGAACCGAUGGUACGCUAGGUGUCGCAAUUGAUGCCAUUGGAGCUGUGAAGCAUCCUCAUCACUUUCUUUCCGUUACCAAGCCCGGUGUUGUGGCUAUCGUAGGCACUGUAGGAAACGAGGACUGCUAUGUCAUUCUCAGGGGUGGAAAAAAGGGUACCAACUACGAUGCCAACAGCAUCGCCGAGGCCAAAGAGGCUUUAAAGAAGUCAGGAGUAAACCAACGACUCAUGAUAGACUGCAGUCACGGCAAUUCGGAGAAAAACCACAAGAACCAACCUAAGGUUGCUGCGAGCAUCGCAGAGCAGUUAUCAAAAGGCGAGACUGGAAUUAUGGGUGUUAUGAUUGAGAGUCAUAUCAACGAAGGUAACCAGAAAGUGCCAAAGGAGGGAAAGGCGGGUUUGGCCUACGGAGUAAGUAUCACCGACGCCUGUAUUGGCUGGGAAGAUACAGUCUCAGUGCUCGACUCGCUUGCCAAUGGUGUUAAGGAAAGGCGGAAGGUGACCAGCACAAAUGGUCAGUAGUCAGCUCAAAUUUGCAAAAGGCAAGUCUCAACAUUCCUCUGGUGGGUCGUGUAGAUAAAAGGUGCAAUAUCAGAAAAGGAUAGGAGGAACACAAAAAGGGUAUGGGAGUUAUGGUAUCAAGCUGCAGCAAUGAGUAUAUCCUUCCUGGGUGAAAUAGCAAGUAACAUGGCAAAAACACUUGGACAUAGCGCUGUUUUGUCACGAGAUCUUAUUCAACAACUAUGGUCGAAUCAAUUGAAGCGAAAUGGUAGCGGCGUCAACAGCCGACCUAGAUUGUAAACAUGCAAUUACAUUAU